This is a messenger RNA of Castor canadensis (American beaver), 1156 nucleotides long. NCBI's taxonomy places the organism in Eukaryota, Metazoa, Chordata, Mammalia, Rodentia, Castoridae. The record is from RefSeq and is a predicted model, not a curated record.
ACCCCGGUCUUCUCUAGCAUGGCGUCGGUAGUAACUGAUCCCAAAGCAGCCCCAGGUCAAGGUCUCCGAUCCCCCGCCAAGGUCUCGCUUGCUCUGAGCCUUUGGAAAUAGGCAGCCCGGAGGAAUGGAGAGAAAUAAAGGACAUCAGUAAUGGCCAGCAUUUUGAGCGCCUUUUAGGUCAAAUACUCCAAGUACUCCUGUGAGUUGGCCCUGUUGUGUUCCCGGUUUUCCAGGGGCUGAGAACUGGGGUUUGGAGAGAUUAACGUUGCUGCACUGUGAACACUAUGCAGAUGGGAGAUUGGGUCCGAAGGAAAGGCGGGACCCCUAAACGUCUUUGAACUGGUGAUCCCAGAGAGAUUACAGACGCAGUUUCCGAGCUGGUUCAUUUGGCAAGUCAUAGCCACCAGAAUGAUUUGUUUACUUACUUUGGUGGGAGAAGGAUUUUGCGGGACUGGUGAUCGAACCCAGAACUUCAUGCAUGCUAGGCAGGUGUUCUACCGCUCCCAGCCCAGAAUGUUAAGCUUUGAGGUUUGUUUUUCAGGUGACCAUAGCCACAUAAUGUCAGUAGUUCGCUCAUCCGUCCAUGCAAAAUGGAUCGUGGGGAAGGUGAUUGGGACAGCAAUGCAAAAAACCGCUAAAGUGAGAGUGACCAGGCUUGUUCUGGAUCCCUACUUACUGAAGUAUUUUAAUAAGAGAAAAACCUACUUUGCUCACGAUGCCCUUCAGCAGUGCACGGUUGGGGAUAUUGUGCUUCUCAAAGCUUUGCCUGUUCCACGAACAAAGCAUGUGAAACACGAACUGGCUGAGAUCAUUUUCAAAGUUGGCAAAGUCAUAGACCCAGUGACAGGAAAACCCUGUGCGGGAACCACCUACCUGGAGAGUCCAAUCGGUUCAGAAUCCACUCACCUGAGCAAAACACUGGAAGAACUCAAUGUCUCUUCAGCAUAGUGACGGACUGGAAGGAGUCAAGGGGAAAAGUUCAUGUUUGUUUUAUGCGGAAAAAAAAAAAGUUUUUUUUUUCUAAAUGUUGGUGGUCAUGUUUCUGAGUUUUCUUUUCAGUGAACAUACCUUGAUAUUACACUAAGAGCACCCAGCCACCUGCUGCAUUAUUUGGUAAGCUUGCUGUUUUAGAAGGUAUACUGCUUUAUUUUUUCAU